Diatraea saccharalis (sugarcane borer) is the source of this 750-nucleotide messenger RNA. NCBI's taxonomy places the organism in Eukaryota, Metazoa, Arthropoda, Insecta, Lepidoptera, Crambidae. The record is from the annotation of a GenBank genome assembly.
UCAGCGAAACACUGGAUUCUGGCGAAAUCCACAAGGGCAAUGCCAUUAAUUAAGAAGAAGAAAUUUUAAAUGUAUUCUUUAAAGAUGUUUUUUUCUGUUUUCCUAUAAAUUCACCAUACGAAUGAUUACAUUUUCUAAAAAAAGCCUUAGUUUUUUAGUGAAUCAAUUUCGUAUUUACAAUAAAGUUUAUCACUCUGUAAGAAAUCUUCAAAAUAUGUCUUCCUGUUCACUCAGUACUGUGCCUAAGGUGGAUAUUGAUCCAUCUGGAGUAUUUAAAUACAUAUUAAUAAAAGUUUAUGAUGAAGAAAAGAAUAAACAAGAACCCUCUGUGAUUAUAGUUCGAGGAUAUAAAAGAUGCAACUAUCAUUCUGAUAUUUAUGAUGAAGUUCAAGAAAAACUUCAACCAUUAGAUUGUGAACCAUUGGGUGGUGGUAGGAUAUCACAUGAACCAGAUAAUAAGAAAAUCCACAUCUAUGGAUAUUCUCAAGGCUAUGGAAAGGCAGACCAUGAAGUAACAGCCAAACUUAUCAAAGAUACUUACCCAGAAUAUACUAUCACUGUUAGUGAUGAAGGGUAUUAAACUUUAAAGGAUAGGAUUUAUAUUUUUAUAAUUUAAUGUCAUAAUAAUAAUAACUCCAGUGAUACUAGAACAUCUAGUCUUUUCAUCACCAACAUUCUCCUAUGGAAGUAUCCAGAUAGAUAUAUCCAGCAACAAGCACCAUCCCCAUAAUUCACAAUUUUUUUUCAUUG